Nothobranchius furzeri (turquoise killifish) is the source of this 741-nucleotide messenger RNA. The record is from RefSeq and is a predicted model, not a curated record. Lineage: Eukaryota; Metazoa; Chordata; Actinopteri; Cyprinodontiformes; Nothobranchiidae.
GAGACUUACCGGUCGAGAUUCCGUUCAAUGGAGGUAAAGGAGGAUGAGACACCCAAGGAGCUUCGCGCACGCCUAAAAGACCUGUAUGAGAAGUGGAUGGAUCCAAAGGGGAAGACAAGGGAGCAGAUAGGUGAUGCCAUCGUGCUGGAGCAGUUCCUGCGGAUCUUGAACCCGGAUCGUCAAACCUGGGUGAGGGAGAGGAACCCCACCACAUCCCAACAAGCGGCAGAGAUGGUGGAAGCUUUCCUGGCAGCUCGACGCCCACAAAAGGGGUACUUGACUCACCAGACUGUAACUCCUUUAAUGUGGGGAAAUGUUGGGGAAAAUGCGUUUAAGGCUAAAACUGUUAAUUCAGGUUUUCAAGGUGCUACCCAAAACCGAAAGAAGGAAUUUUGGCCUCGAAAUGUGGUGUGUCAUGCAUGUGGUCAAACGGGUCAUAUUAGAGCAGACUGCCCAAAUCAAACUGGGGUUCAGACAUUUCUGUGUUUUUCACCUGAGGCUUUUGAUUUGCCAGAAAAGCAGUUUGUUGCGCCGACUAGUGGUCAUGAGUACACAAUUCCGGUUCAGAUUGGGGGAAAACCAUUGAUUGCGUUAUUAGAUUCGGGUAGUAACCGUACAUUACUUAAGCAAGCUUGUGUGCCUCCGAAUGCCACAUUUUGUGGUACGGUUAAAGUAUGUUGUGUGCAUGGGGAUAACGUUGAUUACCCUGUGGCAAAGGUUCCAAUUAUGGUUAAGGGAUAA